This is a messenger RNA of Aplysia californica (California sea hare), 1336 nucleotides long. Its product is annotated as arylsulfatase B. The record is from RefSeq and is a predicted model, not a curated record. Lineage: Eukaryota; Metazoa; Mollusca; Gastropoda; Aplysiida; Aplysiidae. Bases 29 to 1336 code for a protein of 435 amino acids. The transcript has 12 exons.
GUCAGGUGGAAAGGAACACGCUGACACAAUGUUGCGGUUGUUUCUUAUUUUCCCAGUGCUCGUUCUUCUGACUGCAGUAAACGGAAAACCACCACACGUUGUUUUCAUGGUUGUAGAUGAUCUAGGCUGGAAUGACGUGGGUUUCAACAACCCAGACAUCAUUUCCCCGAACAUCGACAGCCUGGCUCAUGGUGGGGUCAUCCUUGACCAUGCUUACGUGCAGCCCCUUUGCUCGCCGUCACGGAGUGCAUUUAUGACCAGCUACUAUCCAUUCAGACUUGGGUUGCAACAUCUGGUGAUCAAUGAAGGUGCCCCUGUGUGCGCCCCCCUGGACAAGACAUUCUUACCUCAAGUCCUCAAGAGGCAUGGCUACUCCACACACAUGCUGGGAAAAUGGCACCUUGGGUUCUGUCGCUGGGAGUGUACGCCCAGGUACAGAGGCUUUGACUCAUACUACGGCUACUACAACUGCGCUGAGGAUUAUUAUACCAAAAUUAGGCGUGAGUCUGUCGUCAAUAUUUCCUGUGUCCCCCUGCAGGUUCCCAAGCAAUACUCCGACAUGUAUCCUAACGUCACCAUCGAAGGAAGACAGAUAUUUUCAGGCAUGGUGACAGCUGCAGACGACGUCGUGGGUCGGAUGGUCAAGGUGCUGAAAGAGAAGGCCAUGUUUGAUGACACCAUUUUCUUCUUCACCGCUGAUAAUGGUGGCUGGGUAUCGUUCCAUGGAAACAACUACCCCCUGAGGGGUAGCAAGUUCACCAUCUGGGAGGGCGGCACCCGUGUGCCCGCCUUUGUGCACGGAAAACCUCUGCAGAAAACGGGAGUGAGAUAUGAAGGUCUGAUGCAUGCUGUUGACUGGUUCCCCACAAUUCUGGAGGCAGCGGGAAACUGCCCAGACCCGGACAGUGACGGCAUCAGCCAGUGGGAGUCAAUCACUACAUUGUCCCCCUCCAAACGUACAGAGUUUGUGUAUAACUUGGACAACCACACUGACCCUGUUCAGGGACACGCUGCCAUCAGAGUGGGAGACUUCAAACUGAUCGAGGGUAUCCCAGGACUUUACAAUGGCUGGUACAAGCCUGACAACAGCUGGACAGGACUAGAACCGAGCUUUUUCGGUCACUCGAACUGGACCGACUUCAAAGGUCUCUACAACAUUAAAGAUGAUCCGCACGAGCACACCAACUUGUACGACAAACUCCCAGAGGUGGUGAAGAAACUUCAGGCCCGUAUGUCCCACUACUACACAAAGAUGGUGCCGGCCAACUACCCACCCCAGGACCCCAAAGCUGAUCCCAAGAACUUCGACAUGUUUUGGCAGCCAGGCUGGUGUUGA